This is a messenger RNA of Racocetra persica, 178 nucleotides long. The record is from the annotation of a GenBank genome assembly. NCBI's taxonomy places the organism in Eukaryota, Fungi, Glomeromycota, Glomeromycetes, Diversisporales, Gigasporaceae.
AUGUCUUCUGAUCCUAGUUCGUCUUUACAGUCUCAAAAUUCCUCCGAUAAUUCAAAUGCAACCUUACCUGCUAAAAAAACUGUUCGUAAAAUAAAAAAGAGACGUGCUACUAAUGUAGCCCGUAAUAGUUUUGUUCAUCAUUUUUAUGAAGAGGAUUUGGAUUUACGAACUGCUCAAU